AUGCACGGGGCCAUUGGCGAUCUACGAUGGUUGCAGGCCACGCCCUACUUGCACAGGUCUAUGGCGGACCCUGCCGACGAUUUCGCGAGCUGGGAGGCCCGCAUUUUGCAAUCGCUCCCAGCUUGGAAGAAGGCGCUGGACACGGCGCUACUAUCGCACGCCCGAGCUGCCGCUCGCGCUCGCGCGCAUCGACGGCUGAACCCCGACAUGGCCGACGACACUUUCGAGGAGACGCGCCCGCCCAGCGUGGGCAGCAAGGAGCUGAACGACGCCACCUGCGAGAAUAUCAAGGACAACUUUGAGAAGUACGAGAUGGCGCUUCACAGCGGCGCCGUUUCGGCGCUAACAACCCAGACAGAGAUCGACGGCGCGAAGCGCAUCGGCCCGACGGAGGACGAGAUCGGCUUCCAAUCCAACGAGCUGAGCGACACCUCUUGCGAGCUUGUGGAGCGCGCCGACAAGCGGAGACCCGUCGUGGUCAACCGCAAUCUCGAGGAGUGCGAUGCGGCGCUGCACAGUGGUAUCGCCUUGGAGUGCACCACCAAUAUGCCGAUCGACUGCGAGGACGCGGUCAGCUCGACGGUCGAGCAGAUCGGCUUCCGCCCCAACAUGGUCUACCCGCCCACCGCGGACAGCAAGGGGCUCAACGAUCAUUUCGUAGACAAUAACCCGCCCACCGCGGACAGCGAGGGGCUGAGCGACGCCAGCGGUGGGACCGGACAAGUCGCCCUUCAACCUGGCCGCGCUGAUCACUCAGCGCUGAUGGGCUCGAGUCGAUCGACCGCGAUCGGCGGGCGCAGCUUCGGGGCAUGGCAGCGCCCCGACGGACAUGCGCUGCGAAGGGCGACCAGAGGCAAGGCAUGCAGGCUUUGCAUGGUGCGCCGUGAGCCUUCCGCCGUCAACUUCAAGCCAAUCUUCGCGCCCCUCUCCUGCAGGCGAAGAGCCCGCGCAGCCUGCGUGAAGGGCAGGCGCGCGCACAUGGUCCAGACCUACAUCUACAUUUACAUCUGCAUCUACAGCUACAUCUACAUCUACACCCGCAUCUACAUCUACAUCUACAUCUACAUCAACAGCGAGACUCACACCUACAUCUACAUCUACACUUACAUCUACACCUACAUCUACACCGACAUAUACAUUUACACCUACAUCCACAUCUACACCCACAUCUACAUCUACAUCUACAUAUACACUUUCGCAUCGGUGCUGCAGCGUUCUGCCUGGUCCAGGUUGUGCAACGCAGGCAGCGGCGUCUGCUCCACCGCGGUCGGCUCCGCCACGGUCGCCCUGUCGGAGCUGUCGACGCCACCUGGGUCUGCCGAGAUUCCAGGCGACGGGCGCGGCGGGGCCCCGGCGGUGGACCCGCCGCCAGCGCUGGGCUGCCAGGAGCUCCCGAGUAGGGGCUCCGCGCUGCACCGGUGGGGCGCCUGCAAGCCGUGCAGGUUCCAUCUGGAGGGCUGCACGAACGGCGUGGACUGCCAGUUCUGCCACCUCUGCCCCCCCGGCGAGAGGACGGGGCACCGCACGAGGGAGCGCCAACGGAGGUGAGCGAGGAGCCUGCGCCGCCCGCUGGUAGGGGCGCCUCAGUCGUCCCCCUUGAAGGCCUUUUUCAGGCUCGCGGGAGACCGCGGCCCUGCCGCAGCCCUCGGGAGGGCACUGCCGUCGCAGCGGUGGCCGUUUUUGGUUCAAUGCAACCGAAAAGGCGAGCGCACCCGACGUGUUUCCGCUGCCGCAUCCGCGCCGAGAGGGCCCGGAGAAAUCGUAGAUGAAGCCCGUAGGACUGUUCCAUUUAAUGAAAGCUUGC
Molecule: messenger RNA, 1804 nt
Organism: Prorocentrum cordatum
Lineage: Eukaryota; Dinophyceae; Prorocentrales; Prorocentraceae
Source: the annotation of a GenBank genome assembly